This is a messenger RNA of Macrosteles quadrilineatus (aster leafhopper), 3290 nucleotides long. It is a transcript of the gene cu, whose product is annotated as nocturnin. The transcript has 7 exons. Bases 996 to 2030 code for a protein of 344 amino acids. The record is from RefSeq and is a predicted model, not a curated record. Gene Ontology annotation, molecular function: 3'-5'-RNA exonuclease activity. Lineage: Eukaryota; Metazoa; Arthropoda; Insecta; Hemiptera; Cicadellidae.
CGUCCGGAUGUUAGGUCAGUGUUACAGUUACUUCCACAAAUCUUCAACUGGUUGACUUUUACCGAGUGGCUUUGGAUUAAGAAUUUUAUAUUUUACAGUACAGUUGGUGAUACCUGUGAUAAAAUUGCAGUGCGUGAUUUAGAGUGAAGUUUUUUGUUUCGAAGUUCAAGUUACAUGUUCAUUGAACUUCUUACCCACACUUGUAAGGACUCUUAAAAAGAUUUGUUCACCGGAGCUACUCCUCGCGAAUGUCAACUGCUUUGCGAUCCUUUGACGAUGAAGUUAUAGUUUCUGCACAAUUUCACAUCUUGUACUCAAAGAUUUACUAACAUCAGUUACCCCUCACUGAUGAGUUGAUCUUCUCUACCACUGAAUCUUGAACCUACGGUUUCUGCGAACAUCUCGGCUUGUGACUCUUGGAAGAAUUGUUCACCACAGCUACUCCUUACUGAUGAGUCUAUCUUCUACUUGUUGAUCCUUCACCACGGAACUUUGAAGCUACAGUUUUGAACUCCUUACCCACACUAAGAACUCUUUGAAGAGUUGUUCACCCCAGUUAUUCCUAACGGAUGAGUCUUUAGCUUCAGACAGUUUCGUUCUCGUCGAUCAACAAUAAGGACUCUCGGAAGAGUUGUUCACCUCAGCUACUCCUCAAUGAUGAGUCGCUCUUCCACUUGUUGAUCCUUAAGACUCUUCGAAGAGUUGUUCACCUCAGCAACUCCUCACGGAUGAGUCGCUCCUCUGUCUACUGAUACGCUACCACGGAACCCUUCGUCAACUCCCGGCACCUCCAGAAGGUGCUUUUCCGUCGUCUGAUAAAAACCGCCACGUGUCCGAAGCCCCAGCCUUUGCCGCCCCAUGCGGUCCUUCCUGAGGACUCCGGGGGCUCCACCCGUCGACCUCGCGCUCCUAGACUCUCCAUCACCCUCUCGGGCCCCGCGCCCUCUCCACUCCCCCCUGGCUUGGACGAGGUGCUUCACUCUCCAUUGUCAACGAUGGGCAGUUUCAACUCUGCGCCCAAGAUCCUGAAUGAGGACACGCAGGACGAUGACGUGGAGCUGCCUCCUCGCAUGACACCUGAGCAGAUCCUGAGUCAUUGCAGAGCGCAGGUGCCUCCUCCUCCGCUGAUAGCCAGGCGCUUCAGGCAUCUCCAGCCAGAAACAGACUCAAAAUCUCCUUCCAAAACAAUAAGGCUUCUGCAAUGGAAUCUAUUAUCCCAAGCUCUGGGUCAAAACAAUGACAACUUUGUCUGCUGCCCGGACACUGCCCUGGAGUGGGAGAGAAGAAGACAUCUGUUGGCCGAGGAAAUCAUUCGAUACAACCCAGACAUCAUUUGCCUCCAGGAGGUUGAUCACUUCAAGUUUCUUCAGAAAGUGUUGGGAACCCAAGGCUUCAGUGGUACGUUUUUCCCCAAACCAGAUUCACCUUGUAUGUACAUAAAGGGCAACAAUGGACCCGACGGUUGCGCCAUCUUCUACAACACUGAGAGGUAUGAGCUGGUAAAACUGGAGACAAGGAUCCUGGAAGUGUGGAGGGUGCAGAGCAACCAGGUGGCGAUCUUAGUGAUUCUCCGAGACAAACAGACUGAGGAUGAGAUCUGCGUAGCCACCACUCAUCUCAAGGCCCGUAACGGAGCAUUGCUAUCAGCGCUGCGCAACGAGCAAGGCAAGGAUCUGCUGGAGUUUGUAGCGCAGCAUGCUGGCAACCGUCCUGUCAUUCUCUCAGGAGAUUUCAACGCAGAACCGACGGAACCUAUUUACAGUACCGUCCUUUCUCACGAUCUGCUCAGGCUAUCCAGCGCCUACUACCAGGAGAAUGAACCACCUUACACCACCUGGAAAAUUAGGGAAGAAGGCGAAGUGUGUCACACCAUAGACUACGUGUUCUGCUCCAAGGAUCGUCUAAAGCCCGUCACACUUCUCGAAUUUCCAACAGGAGAAGAGAUAGGCAAAGACCGUAUCCCCUCUAUGUCUUAUCCUUCAGACCACUUUUCUCUAGUUUGUGAUCUUCUUCUGAAAGACGCCUCAUAAUUUUGAUUUCUUUAUCCACAACAACUUCAUUCCAUUCUGUCAUUUUUUAUUUUUUACUGGUUAAUGAUUUUAUGCUGUUUAUUUUAAGGUUUUACUUUACAUAAGGACACGUCUAUUUAUAUGAUAUUUCUUUAUUUUACUGCACAGAUCUUGGAUUUAUUAAUUUAAUAAUUGGAUAUAAUUUGGAUGAGAGGAACAAUUAUUUUAAUAAUUGUUUGGUUCAUGGUAAACAACGUUUUUCCUAUACAAACAUUAGCUGUGUUAGUUGUAAAAAAACUUAAUCAAAUUAUUUUAAAAGUUUAUAUAAAUUGUGCCUAAGUAACUUGAAGUGUAUCAAUUAAUUGGCAGUCUUAAUGUUUGCUUGAAAAAUGACAGAAUUGAAGUUUCUCCUCAUAUGACGACUUUAUUUGAUGAUUAUCGAACUAUGUUCACUUCUACUUGUGGAUAAAGUUCUCAGUAUUUCAUCACUAACUAGGCUAAGUGUGCCAAAUGAGGCAGAUUUGUGCCGUUGUUUGUUAAUCAGACAAAUUUUCCUUGUGUAGAUUUGUUUAUGUGUAAAGACUGUACAAUACUCUAAGAUAAUGAUAGUGUACCAGACUAAAUUAUAAUCGCACAGAUUAAAAUUUAGUGGGUACAAAAGAGCUGUGAUACUAGGAUCAUCCGUGUUAUUUAUUGUUUAUUAUCUGUUAAAGUUCUCAGCACUAUUGAGAAGUUAUUAUUGAUGAACUCACCAAAGAAACUAUGAACAUUUAGUUGCAAAUGAACAUUAUAGCUAGCUUACCAUUGUCCGUUCUUCCUUUUCCACUUGCUUCAAUUUUCUAUGUACUUUAAACGCACUAUCACAGGCAAGAAAACCACUGUAAAUAUUUCUCAGAACCAAUCACAUUGUAUUUCUAUCAGCGUUUUCCAUUUCAAACUUUUAUUUAGUUUGUACUGUAAUGUGUUGUGAAUAUUGUGUCAACUUAAUUAUAAUGAAUCUUAUUAUAUUUAAUAUAAGCUUUACCCUGUAUUUCUUAUUUUAAAAAUCCUAAUGAUUGUUUUUCUUUGGUAAAUUUUUCAUUGACGUUUGUAAUCUCAAAAUUUGUUUCUUCUUUUAUUGUAAAAAGACAUUUGUUGAAUUUGUGUUUUUAAUUAUUUUAUGGAACUUUGGUGGCAGUUGAAUGUGCUUUACUAAAGAAGUAUUGUUGUAUCUUUGUGUACAUUAUUCCUGCACUAUUGAGGACUGUUGUUUCACAAAUAUAAAUGCAAUCACUGUUUUAA